AGGGUAGAAACAAAUAGAAAGGGUAAAUAGAAAUGUAUGCAUUUCUGGGGCUGAAACUUGUGAGAUGCAGCAGAAGCUGGAGGAGGUCUGUGGUUGGUUGAGACUGUUUUUCCUUGUCUCCUAUUUCCAUAGAAACCCAGUGAUGUCCUGACUCGGCAGUACCAGCAUUUGUCUUUAAAAAACACCUGCCUGCUGCCCCUGGACCUUAUGCUGGAUGUGGAGCAGCCGUUCCUGGUCUGUGAUGAGGACCAGCAGCCCCUCCCAGAUGGCCAGCCUGUGACAGUGGAUGUAGGGGAGACCUGUCAUCUCUACAUCGCGUUUGACCCAGCUUACAAACUGGGUUUUAACAGCUGGAAAACAAACAAGGUUCUGAAGACAGGCAUGGUCAGGGGCCAUCCUUUUGUGGAGCAUAUCACCCUUCAGGGAGAAGUCCUCUUCCCAAAUCUCCAAAUCCAGCCCAGCACCCUGGAGUUUGGCUGCAUCGUGGCUGGCACUGAAGAAGUGCGUUCUCUGGAGAUCACCAGCUGCAGCCCAUUUCCUGUCAAGUAUCACUGGACAUUCCAUUCGGACAGCCAGGUGAACAAGUUGAGGCUUUCAGUAUCCUGCCACUGUCAGGUGUGCUGCAGCCAGGAGAAAGCCAGCAGGUCUCCUUCACCUUCUUUGGCCACCUCAACACCAUCUCUGAUGUCACGGCGCUGUGCCAUGUGGAGGGAGGCCCCACCUACGAGGUGGUGGUGACCGGGGAGGCCUCACAUCUCACCUACUCUCUGAGCCUGCAGGAGAUCAACUGUGGCUCUCAGAUGUUUAAUGAAAUUCAUCACAGCACAGUCACCCUGUGGAACACUAGCAAAAUUGAAUUCAACUGGGUGCUAAAGCCCAGCGCUGCAGCCCAGCGUCUGCCUGGUGUGUUUCUGGUCAACCCCACCACUGUAAGUAGCACAAGUGACUGACCCCAGCCCUGUGCCAGGUGGCCCAGGAUAGUGUUAAAGGGAAGAAAAAAAGGGGAGGGGGUG
Lonchura striata (white-rumped munia) is the source of this 1013-nucleotide messenger RNA. The record is from RefSeq and is a predicted model, not a curated record. Lineage: Eukaryota; Metazoa; Chordata; Aves; Passeriformes; Estrildidae.